Messenger RNA from Verruconis gallopava, 967 nucleotides. RefSeq lists its product as uncharacterized. The record is from RefSeq and is a predicted model, not a curated record. NCBI's taxonomy places the organism in Eukaryota, Fungi, Ascomycota, Dothideomycetes, Venturiales, Sympoventuriaceae. The transcript is spliced from 4 exons. Bases 226 to 813 code for a protein of 195 amino acids.
CGGCGAAAUCAAGGCAAUAUGGAUGUGGAUGAAAACAUAAGGAGCUCCUGUUCAGCCUUGACGAAAUUCAAGACCUAAAUUUACCAAUCAUGGCCGGAAAUAGCAAACGCUUUCGAUGUUUUGCACUAUCUGAACACGGCAGAAGCGCUCAUAUGGGCUCGUGACGAACCGGAGAUAAAGGUCGUGGUCGUAACGGGGAAAGGUAAACAUUACUGCGCAGGCAAAAUGUUAAAAUCGCCUGAUGCUGGUGGCGACACAAUUGAACAGGAAAUAGUCGCUGGAGGAAAGCUAGGUGCUGUGCUUCAGAACUACCCAAAGAUAUUGAUUGCCGCGGUCAAUGGAGCCGCCAUUGGUUGGGGAUGUACUCAGCUUUACAACUUCGACCUAGUAUACGCAUCAAGAAGGGCCGUAUUCCAAACGCCAUUCACAUCGCUCGGUUUUGCACCAGAGGGAGGCUCCAGCUACACAUUCCCAAAGAUCAUGGGAAAGCAUCACGCAAAUCGACUUUUGAUCGCUAGCGACAAACUUACCGCCGAAGAGAUGUAUAUCAGCGGCUACGUCACCCAAGUUUUGGACGAGAAAAACUUUGUCGACCAGGUCUGUGCCAUCGCGAAGAGGAUCGGCGGCUACGAUAGUGAAGGUCUCAAAGCUGUGAAGAAGUUAACAAGCAAUGCCCAGGAGCUUGAGGAGAGGAGAGCAGCUGGAAAGCAGGAAGGUGAAGCGCUUGCAAGAUUGUUGAAUAGACCCGAGGCAAAAGCAAAGAUGGCGGAGUUUGCUGGAAAGAGCAAAAAAGCAGGGCCAAGCAAGCUUUGAGUAGGGUCUUGGUUGGGAGGGCCAACAUGUCUUUCUCAAAUAUGCGUGAAAUAUGAAGAGUAGAGGCUAAAAUAUUACAUGAGAUGGUGGACAAUUUUUUUGGUUUAGGGGAGGUUUCAGCAGAAAGUAAUCAAGAAAAAGCCCGCCAUCGAAC